CUCUCUCUCCUCCGGCGCUGUCUCUCUCUUCCGCGCCGGCGUCCGUCGUGAUCUUCGGCAUCGCCGGCGUCAUGUUCUGAGCUAGAAACGGAUACGCGUAUUCCAAGAGAACGACGCUGUCUCAGUCGUAGCUUUAAUUUUCGGGGUUCACCGAAUAAAAAACCUGGCUCUCACAACUCACGAGUCCCACUCUUUCUUCGCUGCGGCAUUGGUAGUCUAGUCUCUUAGAGUCUUGGAAUUCUGCAGUGCAGGAGGGGUGAUUGUUUCCUAAUUGAAUUCCGUUUGUUCUUGAAACAUCCCAAAGGGUCUCAACUUCAGUUAAGAGGCCAAGGUUCACUGUAAAUUAAACUCGAAGUCUCUUAAAUUCCCAUAAGAACAUGGAAGGAUUCGAAGAAUGGAAGAAACAGGCAGAGCAAUGGUCAUCUCAAGCAUUGCAACAAUGGAAGAAACAGGCAAAGCCAUUAUGGUCUCAAGCACAUGAGUACAUUCAGCAGGUUCCGCCUACUCAGGUCUAUGCUGCUCUUGCCAUCUUGCUAGUAACCUCAGUUUUACUCUUAUUAGGUAGGUUGUUCAAACGGCAAAAAGCUAAUACCAUAUUGCUGAGUGGGCUUAGCGGGAGUGGAAAGACUGUUCUUUUCUAUCAACUUCAGGAUGGGUCUGCUCACCAAGGUACUGUGACAUCAAUGGAACCAAAUGAGGGAACUUUUGUGCUCAAUUCUGAAAAAUCAAAGAAUGGAAAGUUAAAGCCUGUGCAUCUUGUUGAUGUUCCUGGACAUUCUCGUCUCAGACCCAAACUAGAUGAGUUCCUGCCUCAAGCAGCUGGUAUAGUUUUUGUGGUGGAUGCUUUGGAAUUCUUACCAAACUUGCGUGCUGCUUCAGAGUACCUGUACGAUCUUUUGACCAAGGCAAGUGUGGUGAAGAAGAAAAUUCCCAUUCUUAUUCUCUGCAACAAGACAGACAAAGUGACAGCACAUAGCAAGGAGUUCAUUCGCAAACAAUUGGAGAAGGAAAUUGACAAAUUACGGGCAUCAAGGAGUGCAAUAUCAACAGCUGAUAUUGCAAAUGACUUUACUCUUGGAGUACUUGGUGAACCAUUUUCAUUCACUCAGUGUCAGAACAAAGUUACAGUUGCAGAAGCUGCGGGUAUUAUAGGCGAGGUAGCUGAGGUGGAACGGUUCAUCAGGGACCAUGUAAAGUCUUAGGAUGUUUUAUUGGAUUUCAUGAAUUUGUGGUGUUUCUGCUCUGAUAGAGUUAGAUGGGGUGAAUUUUGUGGUUUGAUCAUUGAAAAUCCUCAAAAAAGAUGCCUGACCAAUUAAACUUUUCAAGGAAGGAUUUUAAAGGAGGAAAACGGAAGUGACACUAAUCCAUGUUUGUGUUGUAGUGGGUGACUGAAUAUGAUACCAAGAACAGCUUUUGUUUGUGUUUUA
Molecule: messenger RNA, 1427 nt
Organism: Rosa rugosa (rugosa rose)
Lineage: Eukaryota; Viridiplantae; Streptophyta; Magnoliopsida; Rosales; Rosaceae
Exons: 7
Coding region: 378-1202 (274 amino acids)
Biological process (GO): protein targeting to ER
Cellular component (GO): signal recognition particle receptor complex
Source: RefSeq, a predicted model, not a curated record